Molecule: messenger RNA, 573 nt
Organism: Hemisphaericaspora subhashii
Lineage: Eukaryota; Fungi; Ascomycota; Pichiomycetes; Serinales; Debaryomycetaceae
Exons: 1
Coding region: 1-573 (190 amino acids)
Biological process (GO): endoplasmic reticulum to Golgi vesicle-mediated transport; intracellular protein transport
Cellular component (GO): endoplasmic reticulum membrane; endoplasmic reticulum
Source: RefSeq, a predicted model, not a curated record
AUGGCAUUGUAUUACAAUUUAGUGUUUUUAUUACUUGUCGUUGAAAUGGCAUUUUUUGCCAUUCUUUCACUUCCAUAUCCAAGAAAAGUUAGAAGAGCUGUCUUAACAACAGUAUCUGCUCCAUUCCGAAAUGAUCAAUUCCAAAUUGCAUUGAAAUGUGUUCUAGGAUUCGUUGCUAUCUUAUUCAUUGACUCUGUUAAUCGUGUCUAUUCUGUCACUGCUGAAUUAAACACCGUGUCUCAUACUGCUGGUGGCGCAUCAAUUAUGAAUGAAAGGUCUGAAGUACAAGCUAGAAGAUUCUAUGCUCAACGUAAUAUGUAUCUUUGUGGGUUCACUUUGUUCCUUCAUUUGAUUUUAAUUAGAACUUACUCAUUGGUAGCGGAAUUGAUUGUUACCAAAGAUAAAUUGGAUGACUUAAAGGAAACAAAAACUGAAAAUGUUGAAGUUGCUAGAUUAAGGAAGGAAUUGGCCGAAAAGGAAGAAGAUUUGGAAAUCUUAAAAGGUCAAGCAAAGGGAUUAUCGAAUGAUUAUGAAGAGAUUGCCUCUAAAGGGAAAUUAAAAUCAAGAGAUUAA